Molecule: messenger RNA, 480 nt
Organism: Camponotus floridanus (Florida carpenter ant)
Lineage: Eukaryota; Metazoa; Arthropoda; Insecta; Hymenoptera; Formicidae
Product: extensin-like
Exons: 2
Coding region: 1-480 (159 amino acids)
Source: RefSeq, a predicted model, not a curated record
AUGUCGAGCAGCGAAGAGAUUCUCCGAGCCAUCGAAGAAUACUUGGGCGAACCCUCCGCCACCGAGACGCAGUCCGCGCCACCGGCUCCGCCACCAGAGCCGCAACAGCAGCCGCCACCGCCGAGGGUCGGAACGACCAUCCAGAGGUCCGACCGGGUCAACGAGCAGAAGCGGCUGAUGCUCUUGGCCCAAUCGCCGCCACCACCUGGGCGUAGGCCAAUCCGGCCUUACGAAAGGCCGCCGAAACCGCUGCUGAAGACCGCAGCCGAACCGCCGCCAAAAGAGAUCCUGCGGCCGAUAGGACCGCUGACCGCGCCGCCCAUCAAAGUGGAGAUCGAGUCCGGCCUGAUCGUCGAGGUGCCGCAUUUCGCGAAAGGAGGUAGAGUGAACUCUUCCUCCAUCGAGUGCUCUCGAUCCACAAAGCCAGAUCACUUCCAUCCGAUCUUCAUAAACCCGACCGAAGAACAGGAAUCCGAGUGA